AUGAAAUCUUGGCUCCUUAAUUCUCUCUCUUCUUCACCUUCACCAAUCUCUCCUCGAAUUCUUUUUUCUCUCAUUCCUCACAAUAGUAUAUCAUCUUCCUCUACCAUCCCAGAAAUUAUAUAUGUGCCCUGUCCCAAUCCUUCUGGUAUUGACACCAAGCGAACCUCAGAGUCCGAAAAUUCUAGCAAGAUCAAAACUUUUCAAAUUCCUAUUUCAGAAAACCCAGUUUUAACCCAAACCCAUGUCAUUGAAACUCUUUUAUCUCAUAGGAAUGACCCAUUUUCAGCUUUGGAGUACUUCAAAUGGGUAGAGAAACAGAGGGGUUUUGCACGUGGAAGUGUGGGUCCUUUCUGUCUCUUGCUGCACAUUCUGGUAAGUUCUGGGAACCAUAACGGUGUAGUUAGGAAUUUGCUUAACAAUUAUGCGUCUAGUGAUUCAGUUCCCUCGGCUGUUGUUCUGGUCGAUCACUUUAUUGAUUGUGCUGAAAGAUUUGGUUUUCAGUUAGAUGCGGGGUUUUUUAAUUACUUGUUGAAUGGAUAUGUUAGAGCACGGAGAUGUGCAGAUGCUGUUGAUUGUUUUAAAGCAAUGGUUUCUUGUGGUAUAGCACCAUGGGCGUUGGUAAUGAAUAUUUUUUUGAGUACUUUGGUUAAAGGAGAUAUGAAUGAUGAGGCUUUUAAUUUGUUUAAUGAUGUGAUUUUAAAUAAAUUAAGUUAUGAUUGUGCAACUGUAAAUGUGAUGAUGGGUGCGUGUUUAAGGGAGGGUAAAGUGGAGGAGGCUGAGAAGCUUUUUGUGGAGGCCAAGGGUAGUGGAAUGAAGCUUGAUGUGGCUAUUUAUACUACUGCUGUUCGAGUUGCUUGUAUGAAACUGGAUGCAAUUGUUGCAUGUGAUUUGUUGAGUGAGAUGAAGAAGAUGGAUUGGGUUCCUUCUGAGGGUACAUUUACAAAUGUGAUUACUACUUGUGUGAAGCAGAGGAAUUUAACUGAGGCAUUAAGGCUUAAGGAUGAGAUGAUAACUAGUGGAUAUUUGAUCAAUUUGGUUGUUGCUACAAGCUUGAUGAAAGGGUACUGUCAGCUGGGAGAUUUAAACAGUGCUUUAGAAUUGUUCGAUAAGAUUAUUGAAGAUGGAUUGACUCCCAACAAGGUCACUUAUGCAGUCCUUAUUGAAGGAUGCUGUAGGAAUAGAAACAUGGAGAAGGCGCAGCAUUUAUUUACUCAAAUGAAAUAUGCAGAUAUCCAACCAAGUGUAUAUGUUGUAAAUUCUUUGAUUAAUGGGUUUCUGGAAGCUCAACAGGUGGAGGAGGCAACCAAGCAGUUUGAUGAGGCUGUUGAGGUUGGUAUUGCCAAUGUGUUUACUUACAAUAAUAUGAUAUCCUGGUUUUGUAAAUUGGCUAGAGUGGAUGAAGCUUGCAAUAUAUGGGAUAAGAUGAUUGACCGAGGUGUUCAACCGACCACGGUUUCAUAUAACAAUAUGAUUCUUGGAAACUGCAAGAAAGGGAACAUGGAUAUAGCAUUAGAUUUACUAUCCAAGAUGCUAGAAAAGAACUUGAAGGCUAAUGUCGUCACAUAUAGUAUAUUGAUAGAUGGAUAUUUCAAGAAAGGUGAUUGUGAACAAGCACUUGGAAUGUUUGAUCACAUGAUAAGCUUAGGGAUUGCCCCAACUGACUUCACAUUCAACACCAUUAUCAAUGGCUUAUGCAAAGUUGGUCGAACUUCUGACGCAAAAGAUAAGCUGAAAAAUUUGAUGGUGAUGGGAUUCAGUCCCAUUUGCAUGACUUAUAAUAGCAUUAUUGAUGGUUUUGUAAAGGAAGGUGAUAUUAAUUCUGCAAUGGCUGUUUACAGAGAGAUGUGUGAAAGUGGACUGUCCCCCAAUGUAAUCACUUACACCACUUUAAUUGAUGGGUUUUGCAAAAGCAACAACGUUGAUCUUGCCUUGAAGAUGCAAAAUGAGAUGCGAGUCAAAGGUAUUCAAUUGGAUGUAACUGCAUAUAGCACCCUUAUUAAUGCAUUCUGCAAAAGAAGUGACAUGAAAACUGCCCAUAAACUUUUUUAUGAAAUCUUGGAAGUUGGUCUAUCUCCCAACAGUAUCAUUUAUAACACCAUGAUUAGCGGAUUCAGAAACCUGAAUAAUAUGGAAGCAGCACUUGAGUUAUAUAAAAAAAUGAGGAAAGAACGAAUUCCAAGUGAUUUGGCAACGUAA
Molecule: messenger RNA, 2196 nt
Organism: Fraxinus pennsylvanica
Lineage: Eukaryota; Viridiplantae; Streptophyta; Magnoliopsida; Lamiales; Oleaceae
Source: the annotation of a GenBank genome assembly